AUGGAACGUCAAGUUCCGUGCGCAGUCGGCAGUGUGCAGGUGGGUACAAACGCGCCAAUGGAGCGCCAUUCCCAUUCUCAGGUGUCGGUUUGCUUUUGCACAGGUUUGGGGCCAAUGUAUGAAGCGGUUUCGCGUGGUAGGGGAACGCGAAAACCUCAGUUUUCUGUGCACGGGAAACGUCGACCCCAGUCUCGCAGGCGAGGGCCGUUCACGUGGCUGCGCGGUGCGCUUCCGCUAGACGCUCUGUUACCUCAUCAAGAGCUGCAGCACAGACAACAACACUUUCGCCGUCACAGUUUCUCGACCUGUCAAGGCAUGAAACGGACGGUUUCUGUGCCGCGUCAAUCUGAACAGUGCACGCGUCUCCCGAGCGUGGUAGCGGACGCGACAGGGCAGCGAACUCGGGCAACAUGGACCCGUCCGCAGCGCAGUUCGCACAAGAGCAUCGUUGUCUGUUUCUUGGACGGGAAACGAACGUUUCGAAAAGCGUCCCGCACCGGCUUUUUCAAUCCAAGCUUAAUGUUUUCGCAGACGGAGUCGCGGAUCAAAACCUGGUGGACGCAGACGCUGAUACAGAUCCGGAGCUUCACAGACGAAGUCUCGAAGCGCUUUGCCGAUGCGCGACGUCGUCAACCUGUGGACCCGGCUGCCGCAAACCGUCCGCCGCUCUACCCCGACGGACUCUAUGUCCUCCUGGGCAUGUGGAUACUGACGUAUUUGGUCGUUCGCCUCGGACAAUUCGUAUGCGACUUGCUUGCGUUCAUCGUAGCCAUUGUGGUAUCGGUGUUCUACGUGCCGGGUCAGGCUAGACAACGGCGCGCAAAGAAGACGGCAGAGCUUCAAGUCGAUGCAGCGACCUCUGCAGACGGCGGCCGAGGAGCGAUACCUGAGGACUCGGCUUCCAUGAAUACGCUGGGCUCCAGCAGUGCUGCCCGAGAGCGUCAGCGUCUGCAAGCGAUCGCAGCGCGGGAAACCACGGAAGCGGAGUCGGCAGAGUGGAUUAAUGCGGCAAUACGGAAAAUGUGGCGUCUGUACAACACGGAGCUAUCUGUCACCGGAAAGAUGAUUCUGCAGGACUUGAUCGACGCGAAUCUGAAGAACAAUCGACCGCCGUUUGUGCAGUCGGUGACGGUGGAGCGACUCGAGCUGCACGAGAGAGCGCUGCGGCUACCGUCGGUGGAGAAGCUACCGACUCGUUCGGAUGGCGACCUUGUGCUGCUGGUAGGCGUUCGCUAUGAUGGCGACGCCCAGCUGCAUCUGCGCGUGAACUUCGGGGUCACCCAGCGGGCCUCCUUUGCAGUACCAGUUGUUGUCAGUGGCCUCGAUAUCGAUUCGCAGCUAUGGAUUCGAGCCCGGAUGAUCCCAGAGGCACCCUACUUGGGCGAUGUCAAUGUGGCAUUGCUGCGACGACCGCUCAUCGAUUUACAGCUGCGACCUUUCAAAGUUGUUGAUGUGAUGGAAAUCCCUGGUUUACGCCCGUUUCUACGCAAACUGCUCACGUGCGAUAUUCCAGACCUGUUUGUUUUGCCGCGGCGAAUGCCGAUCCUGCGCCUCAGCAGCCUCGAGCAACUGCAGCGCUAUGCCCGCAUGGGUGCCUGGGACGGCUCGCGAAAUGAUCCCUGCAUGGGCGCUCUGACCAAAGCGCGCUUUCGACGACGUUCGGAGUCCGCAGCGCCUGGUCGUGACGACCUCAGCACCGAUGACCUGUCCGACGCUGGCGAAUCAGAACCCGAUAUUCUUGACGACCCGAGUCUCGACGACGGCCUUCUCAUCGUCAUGCUCUACGGCGCGCGGAAUCUGAGCGGCACAACAUCGCUCGGGCUGAGCAAUCCAUUCUGUUAUAUCUCUGUGGACGGGAUAACUGUGCGGAGUAAGCCGGACAAGAGCACAAGUGCGCGGAGCGUGCGAGGCCAGCCAAUUUGGAAUCAGCUGUUUGAGCUGCCCGUGCGAAAUCCGAAUACAGCACGUCUGCAUAUCGAAGUCGCAGAUCGAUACGGACUGAAACACCGCAUCAUCGGCGCUUUCAGCAUGGCUGUGUCGGCGCUCAGAGACGGUCAGAGACGGGAUAUGUGGGUUCCGUUGCGCGGCUCCGUUGCUGCCGAGAGCCGCCUCCACAUCGGCGUACAAUACCAGGCCUAUGUCGACGCGGACAACGAUGAUCUGUUGUUGUUGUCGUCUUCGUCGUCGUCACAGGCGCUGCGUUCCAAAGCGCCCAAUAUCGAUUCUAUCGUCUCGAUGACUUCUCUGACGCGGAUGUUUCCACUUGGCGUACCGCGAUCGUCCUCGACGUCCGCAGCAUCAGCGCACACUGUGGACAGGGAUGUUCACGUUGAUGAGGCGAACGAGCAAGGUGUUCAGGCGAGCAACCAUACCACGGAGGAGAACGUGACGCCAGUUCAAGUGGAGGUUAUACAACCCCCAGAGAAGCGCUAA
Molecule: messenger RNA, 2433 nt
Organism: Cyanidioschyzon merolae strain 10D
Lineage: Eukaryota; Rhodophyta; Bangiophyceae; Cyanidiales; Cyanidiaceae
Exons: 1
Coding region: 1-2433 (810 amino acids)
Molecular function (GO): lipid binding
Source: RefSeq, a predicted model, not a curated record